This is a messenger RNA of Aplosporella prunicola CBS 121167, 1509 nucleotides long. RefSeq lists its product as uncharacterized. Gene Ontology annotation, biological process: DNA-templated transcription. Lineage: Eukaryota; Fungi; Ascomycota; Dothideomycetes; Botryosphaeriales; Aplosporellaceae. The coding region runs from base 1 to 1509 and encodes 502 amino acids. The transcript is spliced from 3 exons. Gene Ontology annotation, molecular function: DNA binding; zinc ion binding. The record is from RefSeq and is a predicted model, not a curated record.
AUGAGAGAGGCGCUACUUCCCAAGGACCUCGGGGACACGUUCAUAUCGGCCUAUUUUAAUAUAAUUCACCCGCAAAUUCCCGUUCUGGUAUAUAGCGAGAUCCAGAAACACUGGUCCAAGUUGUGGGAACCGCCGGACCGCAAUGAUCGGGGCGCCGCACAAAGGGCUCUGGUUCUCAUGGUUCUUGCCAUCGGAGCGCAGGUGACAAAGCUUCAGAAGACUGGUGAAGCCGAAUGCUUCACAAAGUGGGCGGAGUAUUUUUGCGACCGUGCUCAGCUUCCGCCGGCACAUCUUCAAGAGCCCACACUAGAAGCUGUUCAUUACUACCUUCUCAAGGCAAUGUACUAUUUCCAGGGAAUGAGAUAUGGUGACGGGUAUAUAUAUAUUGGCUACGCUGCCCGAAGCGCGCAUUCUUCAGGCAUCCAUACGUCGCAAGUGACCGCCGGGUCUAAUGCUGGCAUGAACCGUCUACGCCUGACCUUUUGGUCAAUAUUCUCUCUGGAGAAGCUUAAUGCACUGUUUUCAGGACGGCCAUCAAGCCUUAUCGAGUCUCAGGUUGAUGCAGAAUACCCGAUUGACCUUACAGUUACUGGGGAAUGUCCUGUAUGGCUGCGGCCUUUGGUUUUCAAUGCAUAUACAAGAGCAUCGGCCGAAAUUGGAAAGAUCGUCGACAAAGUCCUGAACGGAAUUUAUCCGAUGGGCGAGAAGCAGUCAGGACAACCAGUUGCUUACUACGAUGAGCUUCUCGAAUCAUUAGUCGUGACUCUCCCACGGUAUCUGAGCUUCCAAGACAGUGAGGCUCCGCUUGGUGAGAGUUGGCAAGAGAUCCAGCGCCUUUAUCUGGGGAUCGAGUUCUACCUGACCCGCGUCCUUAUCCACCGUCCUGCCCUCAUCUCUGCUGCCGUAUUUGGCUACGACGACGACCCUCAUAAAACUGCCGCAUUGCAAAAAUCUAUCGACACUGCGUGCAGUUCCGCAACAAGUCUUGUCAAGUUGGUCUCGGAAGCUUGCCAUAAGCGAGCCCCAGGUAUCAUCCAAGACGGUGGAGUUGCAUUCUACCUCAUCUCCGCCUGCGUUACACUGCUCUACGAUGUCCUAGACCCCAAAACAUUACCUGACCGUGCGAAGGCCACGUUCGAAGUGGUCGAGAGCGGCAUCCAGUGCCUAGACAAAAUGGCGCAUGUUGGCCCAACGACCGGCAAAGCUUUGAGUUUAGAGAUUAUGAAAGUCGCCAAAGGUGCUCUUUGCUCGGGCAGCGAGGAUGUAGGACUAGGAGGUGACUUUACGGAAAUAUUCCCCUGGCUUAAUGACAUUACGUUCGAGAGGAUAGAUCUAUACCAAGAGGAUCAAAUGCACUCGAUGCUCGAGUCGGGAGUCAUCUCGAAUCUUUCGGACUGGCUAUCUGAGUCGCAGUCCAAUAUCCAGCCUUUUAAUUCCAUUCAAAGCACCGGGGACCCAAAUAUCUGGGGAAAUGAGCUGGAUGAGAUUGGACUGCCUAGCACCUUUUAA